Molecule: messenger RNA, 1422 nt
Organism: Pestalotiopsis fici W106-1
Lineage: Eukaryota; Fungi; Ascomycota; Sordariomycetes; Amphisphaeriales; Sporocadaceae
Exons: 3
Coding region: 1-1422 (473 amino acids)
Biological process (GO): transmembrane transport
Cellular component (GO): membrane
Molecular function (GO): transmembrane transporter activity
Source: RefSeq, a predicted model, not a curated record
AUGAGACCGGAAUCGCCAGAUGGUAAAGCUGGGCCGGCCCAUGAUGUGUCUAUAGAUCCCAGCCUCAUGGAGCAGGUUGGGCCGUCGGAUAUCGACACAGUAGCGGAGCGACGCUUCUUAUGGAAGCUUGAUCUCAUCGUGCUGCCUCUCCUUGCCAUCAUCUAUUUUACGCACUCGCUCGACCGGGCCAACCUGGGCAACGCCAAGACGGCAAACCUAGAAGCGGACCUGGGACUGCAGGGGAACCAGUACUCGCUGGUCCUCAUCCUGUUCUACAUACCCUACGGGACCCUCAAUGUGCCGCUGACCAUUGCGGCGCGGCGGCUGUCGCCCGCCGUCGUGAUCCCGGCGCUGAUGCUGGCCUGGGGCGCCAUCUCGGCCGCGUCGGCGGCCGUGACGGGGUUUGGGGGGCUCUUGGCGGCGCGCGUCUGCCUCGGCGUCGUCGAGGCCGGAUUCUUCCCCUCUGCCGUCUAUUAUCUCACUCUCUUUUAUACCCCCACCGAGGUGGCCAAGCGCAUCGGUCUCUUUUAUGCCAUGGGCUUUGUCGCAAAUGCGUUUAGCGGGUUGAUUGCUUGGAGUGUCUUUCAGUGGAAAGACAAGCCAUUACAUAAUUGGCAAUACCUUUUCAUCAUCGAAGGCAGCAUGACAAUAUUUCUAGCAAUCGUCGCAUUCCUCCUGCUGCCACGAUCCGUCGAGACAUCCCAGUACUUUAACGCCAGCGAUCGGGUCAUUGCCCGGGAGAGGGCCGCCGCGUCAGCACAGCUCGAAGCCGAGGUCUUUUCCUGGCGAUCGACCCUCCUGCCCCUGGCCCAGGGCGAGACAUGGUUCUUUGCCGCCAUGGCGCUAUCGUACGGUGUAGCGUGUGCCUCGGUACCCAAUUUCCUGCCCACCAUGAUCAAGCGACUCGCCGCCGGCGACACCGUCAGGGCCAACCUGUACACGAUUGCGCCAAACUUGUCGGGCGCCGUCUUCAUCGUCACCGUGUGCGCCCUCUCGGACCGGCUGCGAAGGCGCGCACCGUUCAUCAUCCUCAGCACCGUGGUCGCCAUGCUGGGCUUUAUCCUGCUCGGCACGCUGGAUCUGACGCGGCUCGUCGGCGUCGGCUACUUUUGCACAUUUCUCAUCACGUUUGGCACAUUUACCUCGGCUGUGCUGGUGCCGGCGUGGGUUUCGAGCAAUAUUGCGUCGCGCUCUGCCCGGGCGACUACACUGGGGUUGAUCUCUGGCAUGCAAAAUCUCGGCGGUAUUAUCAGCAGUGUCGUCUUCCGGGCCGAGGAUGCACCAGUGUAUCGACCGGCGCUGGUUACAAGCGGUGUAUUUCAAGGGUGCGUAGUUGUUCUUGCGGCUGCUGGCUGGAUUUGGUAUUGGCACGAAAUCAAGAAAUUGGAAAAAGACGGACAAAAGCAACGUCGCAUGUUGUAG